CCCCGGCCCCCGCCCCCCCCGGCCAUGGCGGCCUUCUCGGAGGCGGCGCUGGAGAAGAAGCUGUCGGAGCUGAGCAACUCUCAGCAGAGCGUGCAGACCCUGUCGCUGUGGCUCAUCCACCACCGCAAGCACUCCGGGCCCAUCGUCACCGUGUGGGAGCGGGAGCUGCGCAAGGCCAAACCAAACAGGAAGCUGACGUUUCUGUAUCUAGCCAAUGAUGUCAUUCAGAACAGCAAAAGGAAAGGGCCUGAGUUUACAAAAGAUUUCGCACCAGUCAUAGUGGAAGCUUUUAAGCACGUUUCAAGUGAGACCGAUGAGAACUGUAAGAAGCACCUCGGAAGAGUGCUCUCUAUUUGGGAAGAAAGGUCCGUUUAUGAAAACGAUGUAUUGGAACAGCUUAGGCAUGCACUUUAUGGCGAGAAGAAGUCUAGGAAGCGCGUGUAUGAACAGAUAAAGGUGGAUGAGAAUGAGAACUGCUCCGCUCUGGGCUCCCCAAGUGAUCCUCCACAGACCACAGAUCUCACCAGAGCCUUGCAAGAACUAGAAAACGCAGCCUCUAGCGACGCGGCCGUUCAUCAGAGGAUAGCGUCGUUGCCCGUUGAGGUCCAGGAUGUUUCUCUCCUAAAUAAAAUCACAGAUAAAGAAUCCGGCGAACAGCUCUCUAAGAUGGUAGAAGAUGCGUGCAUGCUGCUGGCGGAUUACAAUGGCAGGUUGGCAGCAGAAAUAGAUGAUAGGAAGCAGCUAAUUCGCAUGCUCUCAGAUUUUCUCCGGUGUCAAAAAGAAGUCCUUGCAGAGAAAGAACAUAAACUAGAAGAAUACAAGCGCAAGUUAGCCAGAGUGACCCAGGUGAGGAAAGAACUCAGGUCCCGCAUCCAGAACCUCCCGGAUUUGUCUCGACUGCCCAACGUGACGGGCAGCCACGUGCACCUCCCUUUCGCGGGGGACAUCUACGGCGAUGACUGAGGGGCCGGGGAGGACCCAUCCACCCCGCUGGAGCCGGCGGAGCGGCGGGAAGAUAGUCCUGAAGUGUUAUUUUUGUAAAUCGUCGACAGAGUGACGCCGACAGAAAAACGUUCCAAUCGUUUAUAGAAUUGGUAUAAAAAGGUGGGUCGUUUCCAAGUUCCUCGUUGACUUGGUUUAUAAAGGGUGACCUCUGUAUCUGUUAAUAUGUUCACGGAUGGGUGAUUAUUUAAGAAAAAGAAUUCUUAUCUUUUGUAUAUUUUUGGAUCGAAGGUCCUGUGGAAAUGCAAAUGCUUCUAUUUUCUUUGUGAGAUCCGGAGUUCGUCGCUAGGUUCCCCGCUUGUGGUCAGUGUAGCUUUAGUGGAAAUGCUGUCAUUUCGAGGGAUGAACUCCAGUUGAGGGUCUGGUUUACGGGGGCGUCUCAGGGUUGAGGGAAAGCACCACCUCUCGCUCCCCAGAACUUCUCCAUUCCCUCGCCCGACCCUCCCGCACCCCCCCCUCCCCGAAACACCCCCCCCCCGACCGCCACACGCACACCCCUCGAUAGUAGUUCGGUCCCGUUCAGCUGGUACGAAGAAUCAGCAUUCGAACCCGUAGUAGGGGGCGGCGGCCGAGGGGCCGUUAUAGACCGAAUCCAUCCUUUCCUAGACGACUCGGGGCUACAGGCCCCGAGAAAUCUCGUCGAUCCCGGCCCUCCUAAGGAGGUUCUUUCACCUCAGCGAGAAACACCCGCUUUCGAUGAGAAAGAUAUCCGGCGGGCCGGACGGGGCAGGCCUCAAGCAGACAAAGAUUGAGAAUAAGUUCACGGGCAAGCGGGGAUGCGAAUAGAGACAUCCAGCGGAUGCCGUCUGGGUCACUUUCAAAAGCACAUUGGCCGAACGGCUCCCUCGCUCCCAGCCGAUCCCGAUGGUCGACGUGACAUCGUCUCUAAAAGGCGGAGAGAAAGGCUUUGAGUCGCCCUGAUUUGGAAGGAAACGUAGGUUCGACUUGAGUGGGUUUGGGAGGGCGGAGUGGUCGGCGAUUGAAACGCAGAGAUUCCUGGGGGUUCCUCUACAACCCUGUAUCGCCAAUUUAUGGUCCUUUGGAAUUCAGGAAUGAUUUAAGCUGAACCAAUAUUGGACGCCUCCUGCUAAUAAAUGUCCGUCGGGAAAACUCUUUUUUACCUCCACCAGCCUGGCAGCUCUAAAGAUAGGACACCGAAUUCCCGGGAGGAAAUGUUCAUGAGGUAGACUGUAGAACGUUUGGGUCCUUGGAGUGUCGGACCGGCUGUAGGUUGUAGAAAAGACAGUAAAGCCACAGGAUAGAUCUGGUACGUUUUAUAUAUGGAUAUAUGUACAUAUAUAUCCAUAGAAAUACAGAUAAGUGUAUUAUUUUUCCGCUUGCCAGACACAUUAUGCGUUCGAGUUGUCGAAACCUUGGCUUUCUUCUAAAAGCCCACCCUGUUGGCAGCAGGUUGGCACAUAAAACGGCCGUCUUUGAGGAGAUGUUCGUGACGUUAUUAAUAAACGAAGGCGCCUUUUCUAUUAACGUAUGCUUUGCGGGGUAAACAUUUUCCUCUCGGUUGCAUGCGGUCACGGAGUGGAAAUAACAGUGGGUCUGUUCUCCCCUCGCCCCCCCCAGAAUCCCCCGACCCAAAUCGUUUCGUCAGACCUGUGUUAUCUGUGUAAAUAUUUCUUUCUCAUAAUUAACGCUCCUAUCCGUAAGCAGUGUGCAUGUAAAGGUAAGGUAAAUUUUUUUCCCAGGAGCCAGUGAAGGAAAAUACCUUUAUAGGGACACACUGUUAAAGCGAAACGUUCUGUGAAAAGACUAAGGGUGCAUUAUUUCGUUUUAUAUUCAGGUAGUUUGUUUCCUUGGAAAUAGCAUUGUUUUAAUUUUAGCUUCUCCGUAAUUCCUGCAUUGCCGCCUCAUCUUUGAGGCGUUUUGUGAUAUAAACCCGUUAUUAAGAAUUUUUCUUUGGCACUAAGGUAAGGAAUGUUCCACUCGAUAGGCUUGAAAGUGAUCAGAAACAUUUUAAAGGUGCUCUCUCUGUUCAAAAACGGCUGGUUUUAGAUCGGUGGUGUCUGCUCGUUCUCUGUUACCGUUUUGCUAGAGCGAGCUGGCGUCUCUUAAAACGGCCAGAGAGACUUAGUGCGGAGAAGGUGUGGGGAAGAUCACGAGUUUGUCCCCAGCUCCCUGAAUCCUUAACGUUUUCCCACUGCGGGUCACCAACCGACCGCCCGCUGGGUCGGCCGCGUCCCGUAGCUUUCCGACGGCCGGGGUCCGGAUGCGGAUCCGUUGACUGAGCCGUGCUUCCGGAGGGCGGUGGACGUCGAGGACGAAGACGGUGCGAGGCCUCGAUUUCCACGGGUGUUUCUGUGAAACCGGGCUAUGGGGGAAGCGGGGGACUGCCUUUGCCUACACCGCCCAAUCUCAAGUCAUGGGCGUUUCCCCAAAUGGCCCAAUCUGGGGCCCACAGUACCCACACCCGGGCUUGCGUUGGUUAGGUCACGCUUGAUCCUGCGGGUUUUCUCCUUUUAAAGAAGUUCCGGCCGCCAGCGGACUCGGGCGCUUUCCCCAGUGGGAGGGCCAGGAGCCAGCCGGGGGGCAGAGCCACGCGACUGACUCCCCUGGGGCCGACACCCCCCUCUCCCUCUGUGCUUUCUCCGCGCCCUGGCUUGGGCUUGCGGGUAUCCGGUCAGCCCCGUUGGGCCGUGGAGAGAAUGCUUCUCCGGACCCUGCCAGUCGGCUUACCUUUCAGAGUGGCAAAACCUCUCAGGGCCGAUGACGAGCCGUGCUCUACAACACGGCGGUCUUUCCGGCCCACUAGCUGAAUAACCUGAAGGAAGGACGGAAGGAUAGAACUCCUUUCUGGUUCCUGGGGACGGAUAUUUGCCCAAGGCGAAGUUCUGCUAGAGAAGGAACUGUCCGAAAGGUACGGCUCAGCGCCCUUUGUCCUUCCUCCCCUUUGCAUCCAGUUGACCCCGCGGUCCUCAGGACGGCACCGUCGUGAAAGGGAUGGGUGUGAAAGGAUAAUCUGGAAGAUUUGUGCCUGGGAGAGCCUGGCACAGUGGCUUCCUUACGUUCUGGGCUCGGGCAGAGAAGCAGACUCUCCCUCUAGUCAACCGCCUUCCUAGCGGAGAGCAGAGGGGUUUGUACGGUAAAGUGAAGGUGGGCGCCUUCCUGCCUGGGAACCCCUUGGGGCCCAGCUGCUGGACGGGGGGCCAAGUCCCGCCUCCCCUGCCGGGACGGACCCCCUUUCCACCGUCCCCAGCUCCAAAUCUGCUGGGCCUCACCCCGAAAGGAGCGAUUUGGGCCUGGCCUGUACGAACCUGCUCCGGGGACCUGCUAGGAGACCCUACGUAUCCAUCAGAGAGCCUUCUCUCCAACACGGAGAUGGGAGAGGAAGGCCGGACCCGCUCACUGGGCUCAAUGUGUUCCCUGAGUCUUCUCCAGGAGAAUAAUGAAAGCUUACAGGGGCUCUGGGACCAAUCCAGUCUCCCCCCGACACCCUCAGACUACCAACUUGUCUUUAGGAAGGGUCACUGACCGAGAAAAGUGACCUGAAAUUUAAGCAUCCCUUACGUAGCGCGUCUUCUUUAUUUUGCCGAUGCGUUUUACUUGCAUUUGAUUAUUUAUGAAGGGAGAGAGGGGUGAUAGGAAAUCAGUAGAGGGUUUGGAAAUUAACCCCAUUCAUUUUCCACGUUUCAGUCACUGUUACCGUCUCUUCUUUCUUCCUUCUGAAAAUUAUUUUCUCCCCCCCCCGGGACUUUACCUCAUCACGAUAAUAGGAGAGAGGCCACAGUGUCCUGUUUACAAUCGAAGGAACUGAAAGAUCACUCCCAUGACCGCUCUGUACCAAGUUAAUGACCCUCCUCUAAUUGAAAACGUUGACCGCUAGUUGCUAAAUAACCUCGCGCCCAUUAGCAAAACGUAGUCGUAGAACGCUGAUCCGUUUAGAUGAGAUGAAAAAAAAGUGUCUUCAAAGCCCAGUUUCGAUCAGAGUGGGUCUCACACCCGUUACUCGGAGUAUUGUAAAUCUGUUUAAAAUUUUUAAUAGCCAACUUCAUUCGUUUUAAAAAACUAGUAGUAGAACAACUUUUAAUUCGUAGAUUUGACCUGCCACACUUCGGUACUUGGACACCAGACGUCACGGCUGCUCGAGUGAAGCAUGGUCUUUUUUGUGGUAAUCUGUGGGCAUAGGAUUCAGCAGUUAGUAACUUCUCUGUAGUGGAAAUCUCAUUCGUUCAAAGUUGUCAAGAAAGAAAAUACAAUGUCGAACAUUUACAGGUGUGUUGUUUCACUGUACGCUGCUUACUGGACUUCUAAUUCUCGUGUGAUUUAUGUCCUCUAAGAACACCUCUGUAUAACAGUUCUUUCAUAUUGAAAAGAAUAAAAUCUUUAAAAAGGAGGCUAA
This is a messenger RNA of Ornithorhynchus anatinus (platypus), 5353 nucleotides long. It is a transcript of the gene RPRD1A, whose product is annotated as regulation of nuclear pre-mRNA domain containing 1A. The coding region runs from base 25 to 963 and encodes 312 amino acids. Lineage: Eukaryota; Metazoa; Chordata; Mammalia; Monotremata; Ornithorhynchidae. The transcript has 7 exons. Gene Ontology annotation, biological process: mRNA 3'-end processing. Gene Ontology annotation, molecular function: RNA polymerase II C-terminal domain binding. Gene Ontology annotation, cellular component: RNA polymerase II, holoenzyme. The record is from RefSeq and is a predicted model, not a curated record.